UUGUCACCUAGUGGUUACUCUUUGUUGAGAGAUCCCCAUCAUAAUAAAGGGCUUGCCUUCAGUGAGAAAGAAAGAGAUGCACACUACUUAAGAGGACUCUUACCUCCCGCAUGCAUCAGUCAGGAGCUUCAGGAAAAGAAGCUUAUUCACAAUCUUCGUCAGUAUCAAGUUCCACUGCAGCGAUACAUGGCAAUGAUGGAUCUUCAGGAGAGAAAUGAGAAGCUUUUCUACAAACUUCUUAUUGAGAACGUUGAAGAGUUGUUACCUGUUGUUUAUACACCAACUGUUGGGGAGGCUUGUCAGAAAUACGGUGGUAUCUUUAGGCGUCCACAAGGUCUUUACAUCAGUUUGAAGGAAAAGGGUAAGAUCUUAGAAGUUUUGAAGAACUGGCCUGAGAGGAGAAUUCAGGUUAUUGUGGUCACUGAUGGUGAGCGUAUAUUGGGUCUUGGAGACCUUGGUUGCCAGGGAAUGGGGAUUCCUGUUGGCAAACUCUCUCUUUAUUCUGCUCUUGGAGGAAUUCGUCCAUCUGCAUGCUUACCUAUCACCAUUGAUGUGGGGACAAAUAAUGAGCAAUUACUGAAUGAUGAGUUCUAUAUUGGAUUGAGGCAGAGGCGUGCCACUGGGAAGGAAUAUUCUGAACUGCUCCAUGAAUUCAUGCGCGCUGUUAAGCAAAAUUAUGGGGAAAAAGUUCUCAUUCAGUUUGAAGACUUCGCUAAUCAUAACGCAUUUGAAUUGCUUGCAAAGUAUGGAACCACUCAUCUUGUGUUUAAUGAUGAUAUUCAGGGGACCGCUUCUGUGGUACUUGCUGGAGUUGUUGCGGCAUUGAAGUUAGUUGGUGGGACAAUAACAGAACAUACAUUCUUAUUUUUCGGUGCUGGCGAGGCUGGUACUGGUAUAGCUGAACUUAUAGCACUGGAGAUGUCUAAACAGACUAAGGCUCCUGUGGAAGAG
This is a messenger RNA of Dendrobium catenatum, 951 nucleotides long. RefSeq names its product NADP-dependent malic enzyme-like. The annotation marks the transcript as partial. Gene Ontology annotation, biological process: malate metabolic process; pyruvate metabolic process. The record is from RefSeq and is a predicted model, not a curated record. Gene Ontology annotation, molecular function: NAD binding; malate dehydrogenase (decarboxylating) (NADP+) activity; malate dehydrogenase (decarboxylating) (NAD+) activity. NCBI's taxonomy places the organism in Eukaryota, Viridiplantae, Streptophyta, Magnoliopsida, Asparagales, Orchidaceae. Gene Ontology annotation, cellular component: chloroplast. The transcript has 11 exons.